GAACAAAUUACAAAUCUGAUUAUGAAGUGACAUGUUUGUUUAAGCGAUAUGUGAAUUUAAUGUUUUGAAUUUAAUCAAACGUAACACAAAACGGUGUACAUUUAGCCGUAUACUAUCAAACAAUGUGAUGUUCAUUAACUAUUAUUAAGUGAAAUUGUGAAUAAUUUUUACCAAACGUAUAAACCCCAGUUUAGCUCAAUUCCCAGUUGUGCCCUGGCAAGGGUCUGUUGAUCGAUUGUGAUUUUACUUAUAUUCUAUUGACCUAAUUAAACGAAUAAACAAUGGGUGAUAAAGAGGAUUAUUUGACGUCAUAUCGAGUGUUUUUUGAAAAUUUUGCGGCUACUGUAAAUCCUGAAGAUCAGUUACCAGUUCACAUAGCUGGAUACACUAUCACCGAAGCUGAAUUGCCGGGUGAAGUCCUCUAUUGGACCACCCAAUAUUUAAUUGAAAAACAAUGUCCACAGACACUGAUGACGCCGCUGCGGCGUAUCAUACUUGACGAGGUGCAAGUUGCAUCGAAAAAACAGCCUAAUGAUUUUGGAUACAAAUCCGAUGAUUCAGUGUACAUUGCGUUACGGCUCAUGCAAGCGGUCACAGCUCGCGUAAUCGGCGUGUGCCUACGGUACCUGGACAACUCCAAAUUGGACUCUUUGCCACCGCCCCCGCCGAUUACGCAGCGUGAUAUGAAGACUGUGUCCUGUGCCACCAAGAACUCGCGCAGAGUCAUGGAAGACCGACAUGUUGAAAUAGGCAACUUGGAAGCGUUGUUUGGAAUUGAUACGACUGAGAAGACGAGUUUCUAUGCGGUGUAUGACGGCCACGCGGGGUCGGCCGCAGCCACUUACUGCGCGGCCCACCUGCACCAGUACCUGGUAGAGAGCCCUCAUUUCUCUGGAGAUUUAGGCCGUGCCAUGCGAGAUGCUUUCCUCAGGACGGACGCGGAGUUCAUUAGGAAAAGUAAUCAAGAGCGUGCAUGCGGCGGCAGCACUGCUGUGGCGGUGGCUGUGCGAGCGCGGCAACUGCUGGCGGCGUGGGCAGGCGACUCGCAAGCAUUGCUUGCGAAACGCAUGCGACUUAUGCAGCUCGUGCGACCGCAUAAACCUGGCCGACAGGACGAGAGAGAACGAAUAGAGUCUUCAGGAGGCACGGUCAUGUUCUGGGGUACUUGGAGAGUCAACGGACAGCUAGCGGUCUCACGUGCCAUUGGUGACGCUCAGUACAAACCAUACGUGACGGCUCGACCAGAAAUCGCAACUGUUGACUUGGACGGUGAUGAAGACUUUGUAGUGGUGGCAUGCGACGGACUAUGGGACUUUGUUAGCGAAGAUGAUGUCGCACUAGCGGUUUACAGACAACUGGCAGUCGAUCCAGAUGACUUGAAGGCGGUGACGAGGCAUCUGAUCGUGCAGGCAAAGCGGCAGGGUUCCGCCGAUAAUAUUUCAAUAAUAGUGGUGUUCCUGAAGGACCCGCGUGACAUCGCCGCCGACAACUGCCCGCCCAUGGAGCUUGGGCUGGACAACGCGCUGGCGAAUCCGCCUCCCUUUGCUAUGGAGGCGGAGGCGUGCAAGAGGCAGUUGGAGUCGAGCGCCGCUGAGAGCGUCGACAAUGACAACUCGGACAGUGACAGCGACGACCUCGGCCCAGAGACGGCGGUCGAUGUGGACGACGUCGACGCAGACAGGAACCACGAGCCGGCGCCCCCGACUCCGCCCGCACACACAGUGGAGGAGGGCCACAUUGACGGCGCACUUUUGGAUAAUGUAGCUGAGAGCGGCGAAGAGUCUGAAGACGAGUGGAACUACUACAAGGGCGAAGGUGAGCGCGAGGAACAAAAUCCUAGCGACGAUCUGGACGAGCCACCGCGCUCAGAAACACCCUGCCAGGACAAUUCUGCUUGGGAAACCAGCUCAGUAGACAUGAACAGUUCACCAUUGAACCCGGACGCACCAGUUUUCAUCCCCGGUUCAGUGACCGGAAGUGAUGUGCUGCUUGCGGAGUCUCCGCGGAAGCCAGUGCCCAUGGAUGAUAUAGAAUUGCCAGAUGUAGCACAGUUUGAGACUGAAGCAGUUGUGAGACCUGCAGAACUAUUAGACUUGGAUAACUGUGAUCAACUUAAUGGCCAUCAUAAUGUGUCAAUAAAUGAAACGGGUAAUUUAAAUGGAAAUGAAAAAUGCAAUAUGGACAGUUUGGGCUUUGGAUUCAAUGUAGGCAAGGAUACUGAAAAUGUCACAAAUACAGAUUUUAUACAAGAUUUUGAAAGGAUACAGAAGGACACUACUGACUUCUGCAAUAUACAGGUGUUCCAAACACACAGUGAAACCAACCCCUUUGCAUCGGAUGAUAAUGAUGCAUUGCUUGAAAGGCUAAAAAAUAAGGAGAGAGACCCUAUGAGCAUGAGUUUUUAUCAAGAAAAAGAUGAUGAUACAUGUGAAAGACUGAAUAAAAAUACUUCUCAUGUAGACCUUAAUGCAGUGCAGACUCUGCCUGAUAGUGAUGAUGAGGAUAUACAGUCAAAUGGAAUUUAUGAUGCCCUCAAUGAAAAUGACAAGGAAAAUGUUUUACCUGACAAACAUACAGAGAUUUUGCCAUCAGAUAUAGAUAUUCAAGAACCUAAUAAUGAUAUAAUGAGGUUUGAUUGUAGACCAUCAGACCUACCUGAAAAUGAUGUAGGUAAAUUUGAGCAAGGAGAUAAUUUUAUAGAUUACAAUGUAGAUGGCAGUAAUAUACAGAAUUACCCUAAUUUGGAAUUUGAAAGUAGUAAUGUUCCUCAAGAUACAGUAUUACAAACUGAUACUCCUGAAUCUCACAAAUUAUUAUUUGAACAAAUCCCUGAAAUACCAGAUGGCAAAAGUUCCGAAUUAGGUUUCACAAAUGAAGAUUUACAAGAUCCUUCAGAAAGUGAAAAGGACACCCGAGCAUUCACUCCCCAAGAUGAUAUAUCACAAGAUGUUGAUAUGGAAAGUAAACCAGAUAUUUCACCAGAUGCAGAAAUACAGCUUGAAUUCAAAGAGGAUCUCAUUGGAGAUGUCUUUUCUAAGGAACAAGAGGUUUCUUCAGAAUCACAGCAAUAUCCAGAGGAUAAAGACAAUGAAAUAGUAUCAGAGACGGUAUUUAGUUUGGAUAAUCAUGUUUCUAAUGAACAAGUACCAGAGUCUCUUUUAUCAGUACAGGAAAAUGAAAUUAAAGAGGCUACCACACCAGAUUUGACUCAAGAUACAAAGGAAAAUGUUGUUGUUGAUGUACACCAUACCAAUGAAUCCAAUUUAGAUGAACUGGGUUACAAUGCUCCGAUAACUGAUGAUAUAAUUUCUGAGGUAGAUAUAAAAUUGGAUAGUAAUCAGGACCCAGUUCCAACUGCAGAAACACCCUUGCUCACAGAACCGUUACUAUCACAAUCAAUACAAUUAUCUGAUUCCCCUCUUCCAUCACAGUCUCCAGUGCCUUCAGAGACAUUGCAAUCAACUCAAUCACCAAUAUUGGGCAACUCACCAAUUCCAAGUGAAUCACUUUAUCCAUUGAAAUCUCCAGUACCUGAAUCGCCACUACCUUCAGAGUCUGCAUUGUCCCCAAUACCAGUUUCUACAGACCUCGCCCCGGAAGAAACAACAUUUGCAGCUUCUACAGCCUCUCCAACACCAGGUUUCGCACAGUCACCAAUUCCAGAACCCGAAUUAGCUCAUGCACAAUCACCAGUACUUUCACAUUCUCCGACGCUGACUGAAAAGGAGUUGCGCGAUCAGUCACCGUUGCCGGCCGAAGUUCCAUUACCUAGAGAAUCACCGCUCCCUGUCGAAUCACCUCUGCCUGCAGAGUCACCACUCCCGGUGGAAUCUUCCCUCCCCAUCGAGUCGUCGAUCUCGAGGGAGGAGUUCGUUCCGGUUGAAUCGCCUUCACUCGUCGACCACGCGCCGACGACGGAGUCUUCCGGACCCGAAUCCGCGCUUCGACUCGACACUGUGUCACCACACGGUGCAUCUCCCCUACCCGACGAAUUCGCUACGAAUAUAGUCGAUUUCGACGCGUGUCUCCGCACGCCCGCCGUCGACGAGAGACUCGCUCCUGAGAUACCGAGCGAACAGGCGGACGCGCAGUCUACAACACCGCAGACAGCCUCGGGUCCGACACCCGACUUAUUACCUCCCAUACGGGACGAUAUCGAGCAACAGACGCAUUCCGAACUCGUCACCGAUAUAGACAUCGAACAACUGGAGUCGCGAGCGCAAGAGAUCUGCAUGCCGGUCACUAAUGAAAUUUAUACCGACGAUUCGGUACUGCAGCCUACCUCGUCUCCGGCGCCCUCGGCCCCGCAGCCGGACGCCGCUCUCGUCGCGUCUCCGCUCAAAGAGACGCAAAUCGCCGCCGACGUCGCCCCCGACGUGCAGUCGAAUGCGGCGUCCGUAGCCAUCGCCGCCGCCGCCGCGGUCGUAGGCGCCACGGCCGCAGUCGCCGCGACCGCCAAGUCCAAGACGCCCGCUAAGAAGUCCCCGACUACACCGACGGCGAAGGCCGACGGUCGCGCGACCAAGCUCGCAUCGAAACCGGCGGCGAGUCCGAGGACGCCCGCCUCCGCGACCAAGAAACCCACUACGACGACGCCCACGGCCAAGGCAGCCACGACGCCCACAUCCAGGUCGGCGACCGCGCCCGCGCGGGCGUCCACGACGCCCUCGUCGCGACCGGCGACGGCGGCGCGGACUGCGGCGAAGCCGGCGACUCCCGGUACGAAGACGACGGCAUCCGCGGCCAAGCCGGCGACCGCGCCGACUCGCAGCGCCGCUCCGAGAACGACCGCGGCCGCGCCGAAGCCGACUGCGGCUCGGGAGCCGACCGCCGCCGCCAAGACGGCGGCCAGCACGCGCGCCGCGCCCGCCGCCAAGCCGGCGCUGCCUCGGACCGCCGCCGCGCGCCCCGCCCCGCGCCCCGCCGCCGCGCGCCCCGCGCCGCCCCGCCCCGCCGCCGCGGCCGCGCCCGCCGCGCCCAAGCCCAAGGAGGCAGUCGCCAAGCCGAAAGUGACUGAGAAGAAGCCGCUCACCAACGGCGACGCUAAGGACGCGAGCAGGGCGCCGCCGCGCGCGACCAGCCGCCCGCCCGCCGCGCGCCCCGCGCCGCGCCCCGGGCCCCGCGCCGCGCCCGCACCCGCACCUCCCAAGACUGCUGCUCCAAAGCCGGCGCCCCGAGCCCCCGUCACAACGAAACCCUUAGACAAGCAAACGAAGGAUCUCGCGAACAAACGUAUAACUGCCAAGGCCGCUCCACCAAGGACUGCCGCCACAAAGGCUCCUACAAACACAAAGAGCACAUCAGCAAAGCCGGUGCCCAAGAAACCUGUAGAGUCGCCCAAGAAAGAGAUCGUGCAGACAAACGGACUGACGAAUGGUGCACUAGAACCGGAAUUGACGAAGCCGCCGCCGAGUCCGCCCGCCGCCGACAACGCUCUGCUCCCAGACGUGAUCGCGUGAACGCGCCACAAGUGAUUCGAUUCCUAUUAUUUCCGCUUUGAAUUUUGUGAUUUUCUAUAAGUGUAUGAUAGUUUUAACGUCGUUCGUAGCGGCGAGUCGUUAGGUGCGGGAGGCUCCUCCCAGUUUUAUACUAUAUAGUCGCUUUUUAUAGAAGUGUACGUUGCAGUUCGUUAUGCGCGGGCCACAGCCCGUAGUUGCGUGGGCGCGGCCGGCCGACUGCGGCCGCUCCACCGGUGUUGAGGAUCGUCUUUUAAAAUGUCACUGUUUAUUGUUUUACGCAGCAUUGACUAGCCGGUGACGUAGGUCGCAGUCGCUCGAUGCGCGCCCGCUAAACGGUUAUUAUCUCCAUUAUUAUAAGUCUGUUUUAGAUUUUUAUAUUACCAACGAAUGAUUGAUUUAAAAAUCUGGCUUUUUAAUUUAUUUUCUUUGUAUAACCGUAUUAUUUAAAUAAAAAAAAGAAGCGAAGAAGGACUGAGACAUUGUUUUAUUUAUAAAGGGUAUAAAAUUAUAAUAUAGUUGAAGUGAAUAUACACAAUUAAAAUAAUAUUGUUUACUUAAAUUCAUAAUAGCUUACUUAUUAUGUCGAUGUAAACUUAAAUAUCAUGGUGUUACAAAGAAAUACUAAAAUAGAGCAAUUUUAUUGGAAUAAAUGAUUAUCACCCUG
Molecule: messenger RNA, 6123 nt
Organism: Achroia grisella
Lineage: Eukaryota; Metazoa; Arthropoda; Insecta; Lepidoptera; Pyralidae
Exons: 15
Coding region: 282-5459 (1725 amino acids)
Biological process (GO): negative regulation of protein kinase activity; protein dephosphorylation
Molecular function (GO): protein serine/threonine phosphatase activity; cation binding
Source: RefSeq, a predicted model, not a curated record